CUUUGUUACUUUAAUUGUACCAGAAAAAUGUUAAAGGAAAAAACAUUUCUUUUGAUCAGAUCUACUCACUGUUAAAAUAAAUUACUCAACUUCGAAGUCACCCUGUAUAUCUGUGCAUCUCUACACCGAAUGAACAUAUGGCAACAAUGCGUGCGGUGUGAGAUUUUUUGACAGUAUAUAACCUAUGUUUUGGAUUUUGACAGUUUCCGGGAAAUUGGUAUUAACAUUUUGGCAGGAGUAUUUUGGAAAUUGAAAAAGAAAACAUAAUUCGGCAGGGAUCUGUUUACAGUCCAUCUAUCAGCUUUUUCCUGUUGCUCAGUGGUUAACUCCAACAAGAAAAAAUAUCGUUUCUAGAGCAGUGGAGUUUCGUAGUUUUCCAAAAUGGGGAAAAUAUCGAAAGUUGUGGUAUGCGGCAUGAAGGGUGUUGGGAAAACGACAAUUUUGGAACAAGUUAUUUAUGGAAAUAUCACUGAGAAAACGGAGCUUCACCCAACAAUUGAAGAUAUUUAUGUAGCCAACAUUGAGUCAGAUAAAGGGACAAAAGAGAAAGUUAGAUUUUAUGAUACUGCUGGUAUAGAUUAUUCCCAGAUUUCUACAUCUAAUGGUACCACAAACCAACAGUUACCAAGACACUACCUUGUAUUAGCAGAUGGUUAUCUGUUAGUGUAUGAUACAGCUAAUAGAAACUCUUUGGAUGUGCUGAUUUCUUUAAAGAAAGACAUAGAUAAGAACAAAGAUAAAAAGGAGAUAACAAUAGUUGUGAUUGGAAACAAAGUGAGUGAAAGUGAAACAGACUCUAAUCCAGACUCAGUGAUAAAUACUGCUAUCCCAUGGUGCAACAGAGAGAAGAUAAAACACUUCACUGUAUCUACAUUGAAAAGAAAUACACUGUAUGAACCAUUUGUUUACAUUACCAGCAAACUGAUACCUCCUACCAACAAAAGUAGCUUUACUCCACUCUCUAUGGGCCGAAAGGUUAUCAAAGAUUCUAGCUAAUUCUUUUAUUUUGUGUUGUUAUGUAUCCAUUACUAUUGGAACAAUUUAGGAGGUUUCAGUUAACAGAGAAAAUCUGUCUUAUUGAAAUGAAGGGUUCUUAUUGAUCUGAGUAACCAAUGAGUAAAGUAGACCAACUAGAACUGCCAAUACAGGAGUCAUCCGUUGUAGUCACUGGCAUUUCCUAUACAUGCACUGUAUACUGCAAUUACGGGUAUAUUCAAGUGUUCAAUUUGAAACCUUUAUUUUAUAGAGAUUAUGUUACAUAAUAUGAUGUUUUUCAUGCAAUUAUAUCAAUGAUGCGGUUUCACUAUCUUUGUGGUGGAAAUUAGGAGCUUCAUCCUGGGAGGCAUUUCUAUGGGCUGUGUUAAAAACAUAAUUGAGUAAAUUUCACAGGCCCACAAAAUAAAAAAGUAUAUACUUGGGUUUUGACUAUGUUUUCUCCAUCUAUUUUUUCAGUAUGAAGUCGGAACUUAGAGGUCGCUGGUCCAAUAAGGAAGUAAUUUAGACAUUAAUAUCAGAUAUUUUGUCAUGUUUGGUGGAUGUGCAUCUCUUUAGAGAUCUCUUCAGAUUUAUAUUUAGCGUGAAAAAGUACAUGGAAAAAACGCAAUCGUACUGUAGUUUUUGAAAAUCGGUCAAGUGGCGGCGGAAAAAAAUCGCGCUCAAACUUCGUUUUUUGACAUUUCAGACGACCCGGUUCAUUUUCGGAAAACAUUUUCUAGCUGUUAAAAAUUUGGGUUAGGGGUUGCAGGGUAGAGUGCGACAUUUUUUGACGUUGGUGGUUGAACUAACCGCAGUAAUUCUACGCACAUAUUUGGCAUAUUUCACACAUUAAAACUCAGAAAUACGUGCGACGUCACCCCCAAUGGACAAGCGACGUCGUCGACAGUCGCUUCAACACUAAUGUGGCCUGCGUGCACUGUGUGCGUGAUGAAGUCCAAUAUUGUCAUUCAUGUGGGAUAGAUCAUCGCAACGAUCAUGUGUACCUACAGCAAUUCCUUUCAGGGGGAGGAGGAAGGUCAUUUCAUUUUUGUUAUACAUGUUCGUGGCUAACUUUCUUCUCACAAUGGCUAACUUGUGCCAAACAUAAUCUCAGAUGAUAGCGGGGCGUGUGAAGUACAGAGUCAACUUAUUUGAGGCCUUUUUUAUUCCAUGGGCCUGUGUUUUUAUUUCUUUUUUAUUACUAACCAGUUUUUUUGUAUCAGUUAUUUCUUAUUUGUAUAAUUUAAUCCACAUAGACCAAUGAACUAUCAACACUGAUGGAACAGGCGGAACGCGAAUUCAUUGCGGCUAGAAUGAGAAACGAGAAGGAUAGCGCUAGUCAGGGCAAAACAUUGGCAAAACAUCGUGGUCCAUUCUGGCAUUUCCAUAUAUGUUCUAAGGAUUUUUGGUGAAUGUUUGUUUUUAGUGACGUUAAAGAUUAAUAGUGAUAGUUUGCGACAAUUAUUAUAAACAUUUUUAUGCCGGACAGCCUUCAAGAGCUGUUGUUUUAUGUGAUAUUUGUUUAAAAAUGGUUGAAUCUUGCGGUGCGGUGAAUUGUUGCAAUAGACGCAGAAAAGAUGUGAAAAUGAAGUUUCACAGGUUGGUUUUAAUCAUCUCUUUGUGUGAGAAUUACCUGUUAAUUGGUAAUUCUAGGAAAUAUCUGGAUUUUUAGGAUAUCUAGAGAUCCUAACAUGAGGAAGUUGUGGUUACAUGCUAUAAGAAGAGAAAACUUUACUCCCAGAACAACAACGGUAAUUUGUGAAAAGCAUUUCACUCCAGAGGAUUAUGAAGUUAGUGUUCAUGGAAAUAAGGUACUAAAAAAGGUGGCAGUUCCAUCUGUGUUUGAUUUUUCAGCCUAUCUCAAGAAAGAACCUAGCCAUCAAAGGGUUUUGAAAAGAAAACAUGAAGAAUCCAACUCAAAAGCAACAGGUAUGUUCUUUAAAAUAUUCCCAGUCUAGGCUUAAGGUUUUAACUUUUCUACUUUUAAAAAAGAUAUUUACAAUGAUGAAGUGGGUCUUAGUAACGUAAUUAUUUUUAGAACAAACUUUGGCUAUUGGUGAAGUAGUAGAAGAACCUGAAAAUGGUGAUCAUGCUGAUGAUGGAAAUAUAUUGGCAGCUGGUCCGUCAAACAUAACACAAAAGCUAGGAUUUUUAGAAUCAAGUGAACCUUCAAACAUAUGCAAUUUUAGGUAAUUGUCAUUGAACUUUGUGUUUCUCAUUUGUUACAACCUCUUUUUGUUUGUAGGGUCAGAAGAUCAUCAGUAUACUUUGGGGAUUUCAAAAUUUCUGAUUUAAAUAAUGUGCAGCGUCAGUAGAGAUUUUGGAAAACUGCUCAUGAAACUGUUCAUAAGUACAAAAAAAUUAACAAGUACAAUCAGUGUAAAAUUCGUAGACAAAGAAAUAAAAUAAAAUGUCCGAAUAGUCUGGUAGAUGCACUACUUAAGGAGAAGAGAAUAUCUGCAGCUCAGUCAAUAGUAUUACCUGAAUUAUUAAUUACUUAUGUUAAAUACUAAUUAUUAUAUCUUCAAAUGUGUAAAGGAGAAUUUAUUGUCAAGUUUCAUACAUCUGUAUAUAUAAAUAAAUAAACUUGGUUUUUUAAUUAUAAUUACGUUUCCAGGAAUUUAUCUUGUUCCAGUUGCCUGAAUAACUUUUAAAUCUUCUCUAAGAAUCCUCGGUUUCCUACGCAAUUCAUUCAAGUCCGCGCGCCUUUUGUCCUGACUAGCUCCAUCUCUCUCUCGAGCCUCUUUGUCGUAUGUUGGCCGCAUUUUCGUUUCAUUGUACAAAUGGGACGGGGCGAUUCCAUCAGUGUUGACAGUUCAUUGACACAUGUUUUGAAAAUAUAUCUACCUUUAAGUACCUAGAAUAUCACAUCCCUGUAAUUCAAGCUAUACAAUAAAAUCUAGUAUCUGCU
Acanthoscelides obtectus is the source of this 3886-nucleotide messenger RNA. NCBI's taxonomy places the organism in Eukaryota, Metazoa, Arthropoda, Insecta, Coleoptera, Chrysomelidae. The record is from the annotation of a GenBank genome assembly.